Molecule: messenger RNA, 6772 nt
Organism: Panonychus citri (citrus red mite)
Lineage: Eukaryota; Metazoa; Arthropoda; Arachnida; Trombidiformes; Tetranychidae
Product: diacylglycerol kinase theta-like
Biological process (GO): lipid phosphorylation; diacylglycerol metabolic process; intracellular signal transduction
Molecular function (GO): ATP-dependent diacylglycerol kinase activity
Source: RefSeq, a predicted model, not a curated record
AUUUUUUUUAUUUUCAAAAGAGAAAAAAUUUUCCUUCAACUAAUCAACUUUCCAAGUGUUUUAAUGGUUCCUUUUAACAAUUAACUAAUUGAGGAGUGACAAUCGUUUAAAUUUGAUUAACGGUAACGAUAAAUAUUCUCUUCUUUUUCUUUUCCUGUUGCAACUCCAGGAACAUGGAGGUUAUUUACUGUUGUUUAUUUAUCCAAACGAAGAAGGAGGAGAAAAAGGUGAAAGGGCAAUAGACGAUGGAGGAACAAGGAGGAGGUGGUGGUGGUGGAAGUGCAAGUGGUCCUGGUGGUGGUGGAGGUGGUGGUAUUGUAAGUAGUAGUAGUUGUAGUACAAGUAGUAAUCAAGGAAUCAGUGGUGUUAUUGUUACUGGAGGAAGUGGUAGUGCCAGUGGUGUUGGUGGACCAGAAGGAUCAACAUCACCAACAACUGAAUUUACACCAGAAUAUGAUCAAUAUGGACAUGGACAUUAUUUUACAAAGAAAACAUUUCAUAAACCAACUUAUUGUCACCAUUGUACCGAUAUGUUAUGGGGACUUAUUGGUCAAGGAUGUAUAUGUGAAGUGUGCAAUUUUGUAGUACACGAUCGAUGUCUCAAAACUGUUGUUUCUCCCUGUUCCACAAUAGCCUCAAAUGUAAUUAAGAAUCCAGUUCCCCAUUGUUGGUCUGAUGUCGGACAUUUUAAGAGAAAAUUUUGCAACGUUUGUCGAAAACGAAUCGAAGAUCAAAGUGCAGUUCGAUGUGAAACUUGUGAAUAUUGUGUUCACUUAGAAUGUCAAGAUUUCAGUGUAGCCGAUUGUAAAGAAUGUGCCACUUAUAUUCCUGAUCAAGAACUGCCAAAAGUAGUACAAUUUCACCAUUGGAGAGAAGGUAAUCUUCCUCCUAACUCUAAGUGUCAUUAUUGCCGUAAAUCAUGUUGGUCAGCUGAAUGUCUCGCUGGUAUGAGAUGUGAAUGGUGCGGAUGGACGGCUCACGCAAUUUGUUAUAAACAAUUAAAUCCAGAAUGUAAUUUUGGUCUAGUCCAGAGUAUAAUGUUACCACCAUAUUGUGUUAGCAUCCCUCGAACCGAUGUACCAUUGGAAACGAUCAUCGUUCAAAAUCGUAAAAAAGGCGAAAAUGUAGCCCGUAAGUUUACUCGAAGUAGCUCUGAAGAGUUACCUGGAUCUGACCAGAGGACAAAAUCCGAAGCCGAAGAGUAUCCAUCACCUAAGGAUAAAGAUAAAGAUGAAGAGGUAGUUAAAAUCUACGAUGGUAAUGCUUCAAUGAAACGAAGUACAUUCCGGACAAUCACCAUCUCACGAAGUGCAAACAAGGAACAGAUCAUAGCGGCCGCUCUUCGAGCUUUUCAUAUUCACGAUGAUCCCAAACACUAUAUUAUAACCGAUUUUUAUGAUCCAAAUGAGAAAGAAUUAUGUGAUUUUAUGUCGAUACCCAGUUUAACCAGGAAAGAGGGCAAAAGGCCUGGUAUCUUUUUUAGGUUUCGUCCACCCAAUUCCUCACAAGGAACCAUUCGAGUCUAUCCUGGGAAACUUAACGUUUUCGUUAACGAUACUUAUUGUGUGAUACCUGUAACUGAUGAUACAACAGUAGAGGAAGUAAUUAAAUCAUCAUUAGAAAGAUUUGGUUUGGAUCCUAAAGAUAUAAACAGAUAUCGCCUUGUUGAAGUUUCCUUAGAGAAAGGAGCUGUCCAUGAAAGGACAAUGGAUAAUCAAGAAAGUCCCUGGGAGAUAAUUAAAAACGUAGCAAGAGAAUCAGUUCGUCAGAAGGAAAAUACUCGAUUCUAUCUACAAACCAAAGACGAAGUGUACUGUUCAAAUGUGGCCAUUUUCGUCGGCAAUUUACCUCCGAAUUUGCCCCAACGUCAUUACGAGAAAAUCCUUGUUGAUGUUUUAGGAAAACCUUAUAAAUACCGUUCAGUUGGUCCAAUUUACUACGAAUAUGGAUCGUUAAUUAUAACCUACGAUAAUGCCGAUAUCGCUGUAAAAGCUUUUUAUAUGUUACGAGAAACGGUUUAUGAUGAUAAAAAUUUACUUGUCCUUUUAUUACCAAAUAUUGUCGCCGAUAUGGUUCCCACCGGAGUUAGGCCUCUAUUGGUUUUUGUUAACGUUAAAAGUGGUGGUUGCCAAGGAUUAGAGUUAAUCUCAGCAUUCCGUAAAUUGUUAAAUCCUUAUCAAGUUUAUGAUUUAGAAAAUGGUGGUCCACUUCCAGGGUUAUACGUUUUCCGUUGGGUUAAAGAUUAUAAAAUUUUGGUCUGUGGCGGUGACGGAACCGUUGGUUGGGUGUUACAGUGUUUAGAUAAUGUCGGUCAAGACUCAAUUUGUCAAUCACCUCCAUGUGCCAUUGUCCCUUUAGGUACUGGUAAUGAUUUGGCUCGAGUACUUCGAUGGGGCUCAGGUUAUACUGGUGCUGAAGAUCCGAUGACCCUUUUAAAAGAUGUCAUCGAAGCGGAAGAGAUUAGAUUAGAUAGAUGGACAGUGGUCUUUCAUACAGAUGAACCAGCGCCCAAACAGGAAGAUAAACCUGGUUUACCUGGUAAUCAAACGGGAGCCUCUGAAGAUAAUACUGCAAUCUAUGUGAUGAACAAUUAUUUUGGUAUCGGUAUUGAUGCUGAUCUUUGUCUAGGUUUUCAUAUUGCCAGGGAAGAGAAUCCAGAUAAAUUUAAUUCCAGACUUCAUAACAAAGGUGUCUAUGUAAAAAUGGGUUUAAGAAAAAUGGUUACUAAGAAAACAUGGAAAGAGCUUCAUAAGGAAAUCAGGGUUGAAGUUGAUGGUAAAUUAGUUAAUUUACCUCCGGUUGAAGGGAUUAUAAUUCUUAAUAUACUCAGUUGGGGAUCUGGUGCCAAUCCUUGGGGUCAAGAAAAAGAUGACCAAUUUUCAAAGCCUACACAUUAUGACGGGAUGCUUGAGAUCGUCGGUGUAACUGGAGUUGUACAUAUGGGUCAAAUACAGAGUGGCCUUCGAAAUGCCAUUCGAAUCGCUCAGGGUGGACAUAUUAAAAUUAGGAUAAACACUGAGAUGCCUGUUCAGGUUGAUGGUGAACCUUGGAUUCAAGCUCCUGGUGAGGUUGUGGUACUUAAAUCAGCUCUAAAAGCAACUAUGCUACGGAAAACAAAAAUGAAACGUCGUAACACUGAACCUGCCCUAUCCGCCUCAGAAAAAUCCUCCGGUGAAAGGUCAUCUGUAGCUUUAGGUGAAAAAUCGUCCAUCAGUGAGCGUCCAGAUGAGUAAAUCUAAUUGUUAAUUAACGAUAAUUAAUAAUAAUUAUAAAUAGAUAAUAAUAAUAAUCAUCAAUACUACUACUAACAAUGAACCACUUUCAUCAACAACAACAACAAGAAACCACCACCACUAACUACAAUUAACGCCAACCCAUUAAAUCAACAACCAUUUUGAUUAUAUAUUAUCAAUUGUUGCUUAAUUAAUAUGGUUAAUUGCAACAAUUUAACUUAAUUCACUUGGUAUUUAAAUGAUAAUAUCAAGAUGGACAAUUAAGGAAAUGAAAUCCUUUUUUUUUAUUCAAUGUAAAUCAAAUUGACAUCAUCUUUCAUCAUCAUCAUCAAUCGUUAAUCAACAACAAUUUAAUUGACAACUUUGAUAUUGAUAUACUUAAAUUAAUCAAAAAUCACCCACUCAUUGUAAUCAUCAUCAUCAACUUUCACAUCUUCAUCAUAAUUCAUGAUUAACUUUAUCGUUCAACAAUUAAGAUCAUCAAUGAUUCGAGGACUUGGCUCCAAUUAACCAAAAUUUUUAAUUGUAAACAAUUAAAACUUUGCCAACUCUAGUCAAAUUAACAUUUUUUUCACCAGUUGCUUAAUCAACACAAAGAUGAUUAACUAAUCAUCAUCUUAACAACUGAAUUGAAAAGUUUUCACAUUUUUUGUUUUCUUUUUGUAAACUCAACCAACUUAAUUAAUGGUAACAAUUAAGGAAUCAUUGUAAUCAGAAUUAACUUUUUACUUUCUGAUUCUUCCCUCUGAUCAUAUUAAUUAUCAUCAUUCCAGAUCUAAAAUAACAAUACAAACACAAUUAAGGAAUUAAUUGGAUUGAAAAUUUUCUAAUCAGUUAAUCCAAAUCUCCAAAAAUCCCCACUUGUUAAUCAUCGUAAUCAAUUUUAAUUAUUGUGAGAUUAAUGGACAAUUAACUUUCAACGUUUUCAUAUGAAACCAGAAAUCAAAUGAACUUUUCAAAUUGUGUCCAAACUUUUUCUGCUUUUUCCUGAUUAACUGGAUUAACAACAACAAUUAACAUAAUGAUCAUCAUCAAGAGACAAUUAAAUUAAUUGUGAUUUGGGGGAUAAACAAUUUAUAUAUAUAAAUAUGUACAAAAAAAUCAAAUCACACACAUCAAAAUCUUAAUAGUAAUCAUUUUGUUUCUCCCUUUGUAUCAUAAUCUAAAUUGUUAGUGGUGAUAAUUAACGCAAUUAAUUAAUUUCUGGUUUAACCAUUUUCUAUAUCAGUGCUUCUAUGUGUGUAAAUCGCAAAUCAUCAUUCAUAAUCAUCACAAUCAACUUUAAUUUGGUUUACGUUUAUUUCAUUUUCAUUUUCUAGUCAACACAAUUAACUUUAUCUCUUCCACAAUUAAGCCAACAAGUUAACCAUCAACAAUUAAUGUGAUCUACUUACUAAUUAAUCAUCAAUCAAUUUCUAGUCUCUCUCUCUCAUCAACCUGAUCAACAUCAACAAUUAACUUUGUCAAGAAAUUCAACUUAAAGGAAUCAAGAUUUAAUUGCAAUUGGAAAAAAAUUUCUUCAUCUAAUCAUCGUCAUAAUUUUAAUUGUUCUACAACAAUUAAACUGAUUUAAUUUCUUAGCUAUUUAUAAGCAACAAUAUCAAUCUAACUGAUCAGCAAUCAAUUGAUUUUGUUACAAUUUGCUACUCUAAUCAACACAUUUUAAUUAUGAUUGCUGCCAACAAUUAACAAGGGAGAAUGAGACACAAACAAUUAAACUAAUUUCACCAGUUACGACGAUGAAAAGAAGCAAUUUAAAUCGUUGGACCAUUGAUUUAAUUGUGAAUUUAAACAACAACAAUCAAGAGAGGAGAUAAAACUAAAUUAUUGAUCAUUAGUUAAUUUACAAUUUGAUUAAUUUAAUUUAAAUGAAACUAAUUUAUUUAACAAACCUGAUGAUUAAGCUAUAAGAGAGUCCAAAUUUUUAAUUACUGUCUAUUUAAUUUUAAUUUUCCAGUAGAUGAUUUCACAUGAAAAUUUUACCAGCAAACUGAUUAACAUUAAUUAACUAAUUGCAAAUGAUUAACUCUAACAAUUAAUCCCAAAAAAUUAACUCUGAUUACUUUGCAAAAUGUUUGCAAAGUGUAGUUUCAAUUGUAUGUCUUUAAAACGGACAAAUUUUAAUCAACUCACCUAAAUAUAUUUAAUCAAUUAAUCACAAUAAUUAGUAACUUAAACAACAAUCAACAGCAAUUAAAGGGCAGAAAUUAUGAUUUAACUUUGAUUAUUAACCAGAAACAAAAUUCAGGUCGUUUUUUUUAUCCACCACGACGAUUUCACUGAAUAUCUCGACAAUUAAAUGUCACAUGAAUGUCAAACUUGACCAGAGGACAAACAGAAUUAAAGAACUCGACCUUACGAUUUUCAAGGUCAUUGAGGUCAUUUCCCCAAGAACACGUUGAUUGGUCAUCUUAAAACCCUUUCAUCACAGUAAAGUUUAAUUUCUAAUUGUCAAUUGCAAAGGUUGAUUGUUGUUAGAGGUUUGGAAAUGUUUUUUUUAAUUCCCUUGCACAAGAAUCACAAUUUAUCAUCGCAAUCAAAUCAAUCACACCAACAAAUGUACAAUUAAACUUAACAAUUAACAGCUCAAUUUCAAAUCUCUGAUGCUUAAUCAAAUAACUGGUUUAAUCGAUAAACACACACACACCAAAGACAAUUAACUAAUUAGCUGCCACUUUACAAUUAACUGAUUGUUUUGAAAAGAGAUUGAAGAUUUUUUUUUCUUAUUAAAUUUUAAUUUCCUUGUUAAUUUAAAUACACUUCUUUGUACCAGACUUAAUUCUGGAAACUGAAUCAGUAAAUGACUUUGAUCAUCAUCAACCAUCAUUCAUCAAUUUAAUCAUCACAAUUUGUUAAUCAUCAUCACGAUAAUCACACUGAAAACUGAUUUCUCUUAAUUUUUAUUCAAAAAACAAAACGAAACAAUUUUUAUGUUGAUAAAAUCUCUGAUUAAACAACUGAAUCAACUCCCCUCCCCUUAAUCCUGUUGAUUAAGAAAAUUAAUUACUGUUAAUUACCCUGAUUAUAACUAUGUAAGGUGUGAUUGGUGCAAACACCAAACCUUAAUUGUUUUUAAUUUUAUCAAUUGUAAACUUUUUUCCCUUCAACUAUUAUUUUUAUUACUCUCCUUUUCUUGAUUUGUUGAUUGAUUAUGUAGAUCAUCAAGUUGAUUUUCACCAACAAUUUAAUUCUGAUGAUCAAAAAACAAUCAAUGACUGAAUUGAAUCUCAACCGUUAACUUAAUUUACUUAUGAUUUCUCUCUCUCUCUCUCACUUGAUCAAUUUAAUUGUAUUAUUAUCAUUAUCUAGUUACCAGAUUAUCCGAUUAAGUUAAUCACUGGAUUAAUAGAUAUUUUUCCUCUUCUUCCUGUAAUUAAUUUGAUUCCUUUAUCUCCUGUUGCUUAAAUUGCACUAUUGUGCCAUCCAUGAUUAUGAUACAAUUACAUUAAUUGAUAAAUAUAAAUGAUCAUUUAAAUUGUCACCGAGUAGUUAACUUGAUUGACAAUUAAACUUAGAAUAAAAAUUAUUCCAUAAAAUUG